Anarrhichthys ocellatus (wolf-eel) is the source of this 3658-nucleotide messenger RNA. It is a transcript of the gene cers3a, whose product is annotated as ceramide synthase 3a. Gene Ontology annotation, molecular function: sphingosine N-acyltransferase activity; DNA binding. NCBI's taxonomy places the organism in Eukaryota, Metazoa, Chordata, Actinopteri, Perciformes, Anarhichadidae. Gene Ontology annotation, cellular component: membrane. The transcript has 11 exons. The coding region runs from base 217 to 1413 and encodes 398 amino acids. The record is from RefSeq and is a predicted model, not a curated record. Gene Ontology annotation, biological process: ceramide biosynthetic process.
AAAAACCUUCCCAGGUAAUUGUGGCAGGGCUGGGUGUGACCCUAAAGAAUGUCAAACAAAGAGAGAGUGGCUAGGUGGUAGUCGUUACGGGGCAAUAGAGGACUUUACCAUCCGUGAUCGUUCUCCACAGCAAACACAGCCGUCAGUCAGCUGGUGUGGAAACAACAGCCCUUACCUACUCUUUCUGGUAGCACUGACACUGGAAAGGUUGAAGGGAUGUUUGACACACUGUAUGAUUGGUUCUGGUGGGACAGAAUCUGGCUGCCUGUGAACCUGACAUGGGCUGACCUGGAGGACAGGGAGGGCCGGGUCUAUGCCAAAGCCUCACAUCUCUACGUCACUGUCCCCUACACCUUUGCCUUCUUACUAAUCAGAUACCUGUUUGAAAGGUGGAUAGCAACACCACUCGCAGUCUCCGCUGGGAUCAAGAAGAGAGUCCAUCUGAAAGCGCAGGACAACCCUGUCCUGGAACGUUACUACAUUACUCAGAGUAGAAAUCCUGCUCAGGCAGGCAUUGAUGGGCUGUCUAAGAAAAGCAGUUUGUCAGUGAGGCAAGUUUUACGCUGGUUCAGAAGAAGACGCAGUCAGGACCUUCCCGGAACACUGAAGAAAUUCAGAGAAGCUAGUUGGAGGUUUGUCUUCUACCUGUCAGCGUUCUUCGGAGGAAUAGUAGCACUGUACGAUAAAGACUGGUUUUAUGACACUUGGGAAGUAUGGACGGGUUUUCCAAAGCAGUCCAUGCUGGAGUCUCAGUACUGGUAUUAUAUCUUGGAGAUGAGCUUCUAUGGUUCUCUUCUCUUAAGCGUUGCCUUUGAUGUCAAGAGAAAGGACUUUAAGGAGCAAAUCAUCCACCACUUGGCCACACUGGUCCUCUUAUCAUUUUCCUGGUGUGUCAACUACAUUCGAAUAGGAACGCUGGUUAUUAUUGUCCAUGAUGCCUCUGACGUUUUACUGGAGUCUGCAAAAUUAUUCAACUACGCCAAAUGGGAGAAAACCUGCAAAAGUCUUUUUGUUCUGUUUGCCUUCGUGUUUAUGAUAACACGACUGAUCAUCUUCCCACUCUGGCUGAUCCACUGUACCUGGGUCUACCCCGUUCACCACUACCCUGCCUUCUUUGGCUACUACUUCUUCAAUGUGAUGCUGGUGGUUCUUCUCUGUCUGCACAUAUUCUGGGCCUACCUCAUUGUCUGCAUGAUCAGAAAAUUCAUGUUUGGCACUCUGACCAGAGAUGAAAGAAGUGACAAUGAAGAAGAAGAAGGAGAGAGCAGCCUUACAGAGGAGGAAAGUGAGGACCAGCAUAAGCGUGGCAAUGGAUUGGCAGUUGAUGAGAAGGAGAACAAGAAGAACAUGAAUGGCGACUUUGGAUGCUUAUCUCCACCGGAGAACAUCAGCCGGUCAAAGACUGUAUACUGACUUAUGAUCAGUCUGAUCAGUAGAGCCAAAGAUGUAAGAAAUACACCCGGUCUCGCUCUCGAAGCGCCAAAUACCACAGCUUGGUCAUUGCAUUCAACUGACUGCAAUGUAAACCCAACCAUAUCAUUAUCAGUCUAUCAGAGCAACUGAUGUAGUUUAAAUAGUGAGAGAACCAUGUAGGUUGUAUGGGUCCAACAAACACAUGACUUUUACCCAGGAGACCACUGUUCAUGUCCAUUGACUUAUUUUACUGUAGUUUAGUUACUUAACUUCCAACUUUUACUAACAGUAGUUGCAUAUCAAGAGUAGUUAUUUUUCAAAACUAAUAUACUUAUUUUAACCCACAACAUGAUCUUUUCCUAAACAUAACUAAGUAAUUUUGUUGUGUAAGUAAACCUAUGCAAAAUGUUUAUAUUGGAAAGAGAUCUUAUGCAUGUACGGAGCAGAAACUGAAAAGUCGUCUCUAACACGUCCAAAACUGAUGCUAGAGGUGAACCUAGAGCGUCAUGGUUUGAAUCUACGGACCACUGACCAAGCAGUGGUAUUUCAUCAGUUGGGAGUAAGAAUGUGUUGGAGAAAUAGAACUGAAAAAUAGGACAUCCUGUGAUUUCUUCAGAUACUGGCGCACAACCUAGCCCAAAUAAGCCUUGCUGUUCUCACAGUGCUUUAAACUGCUCACACGUACAGCGAGAGAAACUUUGAGAUGUUUUUGGCUCUUUUUAUUUCCCUUCCCACAAUGUUAUCCGUGGCAGCGCUUCACUGCCCUGCAAAUCAAGAGACAAGCAGACCAAACAAGCAAACAAAACACAAACAAAACACACUUAUCACCACAUCUAACUUGUUUCAUAUUGUUUGAUAAGUGCAAGAGCUGGUGCAUUGCUUUACCUCCCUGUUUCAUCAAUCAAGGCCUGUUGGCUUUUAUAUCAACCCUCCGUUAGCUUGCACAGCUUAUUUAUCGUAACAUGAAUGGGAUCCUGUAACACAAUAGACUUCUCCAGAAGAUUACCAUCAUACCUUCAUGCAUUACUUUAAAAGUCUAUAUUUAAUACUACACUGUCAAACAGUGGCCUUCCAUGAAAAAUCACAUCUUGCUAUUUAGAGAGGGAAACAUUGAAACAAGAUUUAAGAUUUAAGAUCAACACCUAUCAACUUAUAUUGUACAUGCACACAUUUGUAUGAUGUAUUGGAAUUAUUCCCAUAGAUAACUUGACAAACAUAAACAAAAUGUGAUGUUUAGAUUUAUUAAAGCAAAUAUGACUAUGAUAGAACAUUUCCAUUUAUCAAAAGCAUACAUUUGGGGUCAUUUCAUUGGAGUCAUAUGAGAAAAAGGAUAUCAUUUUCAUGUCUUUGUAUCUAUUACAGUGAGAAACUCAAAUUAUACUUUCUGCAUCCAUGCAGCUUGUAGGGUAAGUGUAACAUAGAUCUCUUCAUGUCUGCAAGGGCCGCGCAGACAUCUAUACACUGACAAAAAUGUAUUAUCACUACGACUGGUGUCAUCAACUUUUCAUGGGUGGAACAUGUCAGCGUACGCAGACACCCAAAAGACACCAACAGAACUUCAUUCUCUGUCUGUUUUGCUGCCUUCAUGGUCAUCUGUUAUUAAAGUAUAUCAGGGCCCACUACUUGGCUGCAUUCACUUGUUAGGGAAGUCCUUUCUCCUAACAUAUCUGUAGGGAGGAGGUUGGGGUUGAUGGGAUUAUCUACAAAACUGUACUCAGUAAAGUAGUCAUUUUAACCCAAACCACAAUAUUUCCUUAAAGGUUUUUGAAGGUACAGACGAAGGAUGUUGCCCUGCUCAUUGGGGCGCCAGAUCAGAAAGUACUACUUUGGGAUUUUCUUGAGAACAUUGACAAACUACAUAUUUUAUUGUUUUGGAGGACUUGUUGAAUGACUCACACAGACAUCACAGAUCUUUAAUAAUAUGGUUUUAUAGCACAAACUGCAUGUCGGUGUACUGUACAGUCAUUACAGGAUAUACAGUACCUUUUCCAAAUAUACAAAAGACAAAAAUAUUUGAGGAAGUUUACUAUUGCCACAUGAAGUACUGUGUUUGAUACUUCUCGCCACUUAACUGGAGAAAACAAGCACAGAAAACUGGUUGGAGGCUUUUAUGUAUUAUGGAAAUACUGGGUGGGAUUAUGAAUGAUUUAUAGUCAGGUUGUAGGAUAGAACGUUCGAGCCUUGGGCCAGCAUUUCAUCAAUAUUUUUUAAAAAAUGAGCAAAAUAGUAAUAAACCCAAAGAAGG